CUCUGAAUAUGCUAGUUGCAAGGGAUUUCUGCGAAAUAUAAUUGUGUACAGCUAGUAUCAGAUGUUUCUUGAUGAGAGAGGGUAAAGUGAUGCAACCUACGAUUUUUAUCAGCCUGCAGAUAGAUUCUGACUUAAAUUCAAUGCUAUGAACUCUGCCAUUUACGCGUGAUUUUUCAUAAGACACCGCCAAGUUACUUAUCGCAGUGGACGCCUCGAGUUGGUGAACAGCUUGUGGCAGUUAAUCGGCUACAUCGUUUUAGUCCACGGAUAAUUUUAUGGGCUUCGCAUGCUUUGGAGGACUUAACGCUUCAUUGAUCCUUUUUUCAUGAUCUGUAUCCUGAUAUUAAAACUUAGAUGCGUCGAGUACUCGUAUACAAUAGACAAACACAACAUGAUCGUGAGUGCUCAGCGGAGCGUGAGUGUUUAGAUGCUGCCGGUGUAUGAUCUGUUUGUGAAAACAAGCUGAAUUGAAAAUCUGUGGUCGUACCGUUGGAAGUCAUCGGAAAAAUCAGUGUAUUUCUGAAUUCCUGCAUGAAUUUUGACUGCAGAAAAGGUAUUUAUACAGGAAGCAACCUUGGUGAAAGUUAACUUUCUUUGAACGCCGAAGCUCCAGAGCUGGGCCGAUUGAAGCGAUUGUGCAUAUAAGGAAUACCUGUCAAAGCCUCCUUUUGAGAAAAGAUUUACUUCAAGUGUCUUAAUUCCCAUUAAAAAGCCUCAAAUUGAAAGGUCACAAAAGCUUAAGUAUGCUACAAAAUGGAAGAGUGAGGGUCACUUGGUUAAUAACUCUUUUGUUAAGGAAGUAAGCAAAAACAUGUCGUACAGAUAUAAGGAUUCACAAUCUCAACCAUCUUCUUUACCAAGAAGAUAUUUUUCACUUCCAAAGAAUUAUUCUUCAGUUGGUACUGACAAUGGUAAAGAUUCAUCACACUCUAAAAGGUAUAGGUCUAUUUCUUCGUCAUCUGCAACUUCGUCUGUGACACCUUAUGCUCAGUCUUCAAGAUAUGGAAGUUUACGAACCUAUGGUGCUUCCACAAACAGUUCUACAUCUGAGGAUAUUAAAAAACCAACUUCCCGUCGGGCCUCAGGCAGCUCUGUGACCUCUAGAUCUGUUGGGAUUAGUAGCAUUCCCCGUAAAAGUUCUUACAGUGGUACCUUGUCUUCUUUGGUACCCUCAAGUACACGUGAUACAACACCAUCAUACUCAUCUAGACAUGUGUCAAGUAUUCCGCAUAGGACUUCUGGAAGUUCAUCAAUAAGUGCAGACUCCAACUGGAUGCCAGGAGGAGCUCCUGUAAGGCAGCGCUCUAGUAUCACACUGCGUGAGACCCAGCCCUGGGGCCCUGAUGGUCCUCCAGUUAGACAGUAUUCUAGCAGCUCAUUGCGAGAUUCUCCAUUUACUUUGCCACCAAGGAGAUCAUAUUCCUCCUCAAAAGGAUGUAGUGAUAAUGAAACAAGGACAUCAUCAAGCAGAAAAUCAGGUCCUGUUGAAAUACUAUCGACAGACCCUUCGUCAGCAUCAAAUGUUGAGUUCAAAGGAAAUAAUGAUAGUGAAGAAAUUGAAAGAACAUCAUACUAUAGAAAAAUUAGUCCCACAGAACCAACAUCAACAAGGCGCACUUCUGCUCCUUCUGUUCAGUAUGCAGGAAGUAUUGAGAUUAAGUCUGACAAACCAUCAUCACCCACAUCACCUUUAUCACCUGCAUUACCAAAAUCACCCACAUCACCUACAGUUUCUUAUUCUGGUAGUAUUGCACAUAAAGAUAUGCUAAGCUCAAAGAGUGAAGCUAGCACAACAAACAGCUCAUGCCUAGAAGGUGCCAGUGGUGAUAGUCAUGCUGCUUCCAGAGAUAGUAAUGAUGAUGAUGAGGUUGAAUCCUCUGCUGCAAGAGACAUUUCACUUUUAAGUAGAGAAAUUGCAAGCGUUUAUGAAGGUUCUCUCACUCGGAGUGACUCAAGGAAAGUCAAAGGAAACAAUGUAUCACAAAUCAAGAGUUCAACAGAAAGUAAAAAGUCAAGGAAAAAUUCAAAACAGGAAAUACAGAAUGACAUGCCACAAUCCAAUGAGAAGAAAAUAACCACGAGUGGGAAAUCAUCUCGAGAACAAAGUCCUGGAUCAGAUACAGGGCUUAAGUUUAAAAAAGGUCAUAAACGAAGUGCAAGUACUGGGUCUACUUCAGUCAAAGAUGACAAAAAAAGUAAACCUGUGAGAAAAAUUUCUGGAAUCUUUUCUCGGAAAAAAUCACGGGAAUCAACUGAUUCCGAAGAUGAUGAGGAGAGGUUACAGAGCAAAGGCUCAGGGCUUUUCUCCCGAAAAGGUUCAAAAGAAUCAGAGAAGGAUUUUUCCUCACCAUCACCUCCAUUAUCCCCUAAGACAUCUCCAAAGCGGAAGAUUUCUGGUCCUGGUAGAUUGUUUUCUUUCUCUAGUGACUCAAAGACAACUCCUGAAAUGCCACGGAAGUUUUCCGUUCCAGGAAAAUAUUUUGCAAGUAAGGAAAGCAAAUCUGGUGGGGAAUCGAGCGAUUUGGAUUCUGAAGGUCCAAGACCUUCUCGACCUCCUGUGAAAAGGAGAGUCUCUAUGCCAGGAAUGUUAUCUUUAACAAGAAGCUCUAGCACAGAAAGAUCAUCUGGUGGUGGCUGCCAUCCCAGCCCUGAUCCUGCAGCUGAUCCUGCUCUUCUUCAACGACAGAGAAGUAGUUUUAAGAAAGCACAGUCUUUUGAUGCACAGAGUGAUAAGGCAAAGCACUCCAUGUUGAGUAAGUUAAGGUUUUGGGAUCAUAACAAGAAGGAUAAGUCACCUGAUUCAAGAAACUCCACAUCACCAGAGGAGGGAAGAUCGCGAUCUGUUUCUCCUUCUGUGGAACCAACACGUAGGAUUUCUUUGGAAGAGAGGUUAGAAAAUACAACUUCUCAAUCAAGGAGGAGUAGAGAGAGAACUACCAAGAAAAAAUCCUCCCAAGAAAAAAUACUUGCUGAUGCAGUAGCACCUUUAGAAUCAAAUGCAAGGCAGGCUUUAUUAGGUCAUGAUAAAUCACAGGUUUCUCCUAAGGUGACAAACUCAGGUCUAGUGGCAAAUGAUGUCACAAAGAGUAUUGGUAAAGAGCCUAAAGUACAGUAUGUUGGUCCUGUUGAACCUUCCACAACAUCAGAGCUACGGGCAAGGAAAAGAGCACAAUACAGAGUGAAUUCAGGGGAGAAACAAACGGAAAGCAAGGUAAAGGCUUCAGGUAAUCCAGCACAAGCUGAAGAGUCAAUAAAAUCUACUGGUAAGAAAGCUGAAAUUGCAUCGUCAGAUGCCACUGAUGAUGCAUCAAGAGACACAGUGUCCAAGUUACGAGAGAGGAGAAGGCGGAGACGCGAAGAAAGGGAACGGUUCUUUGCAGGUUUGGAGCCAUCUAAAAACUCAACCAACAGACCUGCUGAAACAACUCGAAAGGAUCCCGUUCCAGUUGAACCAGCUGUUAAAGAUGUUAAUCAUGAUGAAGUUGAUGGAAGAACAAUUUCUUCAAGCAACAAGCCAGAAGAUAAAAGUGGGAGGAUAACCAUUGAAAGAAGGAGUGACCAACAAAAUGGGCAAAUUCCGAAAAAGUCAAACCUCAGAAAUGGGAAACCUCGCAAUCAAACUAUUGCAUCUGUGGUGCACAAAGAUAUUAUUGCUGAUUUGAUCAGAGAGAAGGGCCUUAAGACAACUACAAAUGCUGAAGUCAAAAUCCCCUCUGUGGCUGAACUCAGAGCAAAGUUCUUGAUAUCCAAGGAUGAUGCAAAGGUUAUUCCUCCGAGGCCAAUUCUAAAACUUGAUGAUCGACCUCACAGUAUCUGUGGGGAGAUUUUGUCGCCAACUGAGAUGAAAAAGUUUGAAGACAUGACUUUCUCCCUUGCUAGGAAAGUUUCUUCAGAGGCUGACAACUUAAAUAGGAAAUUAUCUAAUGGUGGUAAUGGCUCUUUAACGCAGAUUGAUGCUCAGUGGAAAACACUUUCAGGUGCAAAUGAAGAGAAAAGUCCACCUUCUUCUCCCAGAGUCAACAGUAAGAUGAAAAAAGAGAAGAAAGUUAAGAAUUCUGUGAAAGAAAAUGAACAAGUGGGAGAGGAGCCUGGAAGCCCUGAGAGUGGUAGUCAUAAGAAGAAAAAAGGAAGCAAGAAGAAGAAGAAGAAAUUGAUAUUUGGAAGUGAAAAGGAAAAGGGAAAAGAAAGUGAUAAAGACCAGGAAGUUAAACCACCAGAGGAGGACACUGAUUUGCCACAACAUGGAGCUGUAUCUGCGGCAAUAAAAGCCAUGUUUUCACGAAAGCCUUACACCUCAGAGAAGAUUAAGAUAUCGCGGAAGCAGCGAGCCAAGACAGUGCCCAUUAACCAAACAGAGAAUAGAGAUAUUGGUCAAUCUGAAAUGGAAUCGAGGGAAAGGAAGAAAUCAGCCCCAGCAUCAACAGAUGUACAGAACUCUCCAGAUAUGAAUGCAAAGCCAGUAAAAGUUGAGAAGAAAGUGGAAAAGGAUGAGAAAAUUGAGAGGAAAGAGGUAAUGGAAGAUCUUGAAAAGAAAAUGGAAGAUGUAGAUGAGAAAGAAAAAGCAGGGAAGGAUGUAGAGCUGCAGCCAACUGAGGAUCUUGAGGAGGCACCAGUAAAGGAAAGAAAGUCCCUCAAAAAACCUUCCAAAAGCAAAUCUAAGAGAAAGUUGUCUACAACUCUGAAACCCUUCAGCAUGAUGAAGACAAAAUCAGAAUCCAAUCUUGCCCAGCGAUUCGACUUUGUGGCUGUGGAUAUUCCUCUGGAUGGUGAGCCAGAGCAGGAGAAGGAUAAGGAAAAUGAAACACAGACAACAGAGGAUAAGAAAGAUGAGCCAAUUAAGCAGGAUGAAGCACCUCCUCAUUCCGGUCAAAGAGGAAGGCGGCCAAGUGUUUUUGAAGAGGGUCUAAAAGAAUUUUAUGAUUCAACCACGACUGGAGAGAAGGUUGAAGCUAAGGAAUCAAAGGCUCCAGAGAUCACUCUGGAGGAUCUUGAUGCUGUUUCAGGACAGACAACAGAGAAACUGACAUCUUUAGCAGGGGACAGAAUGAAGAUUAGACCUAAGCGUCACCACAGAUCAACAGCAAAUCCAGUGAAAAACCUACAGCAGAGAAAUGAUGUGCGAACAGAGACUGAGGUUGAGCGACCGAGAAUAGAAAAGAAACAGGUCACAAGUGAGCAUCCUGUCAUCAAGAGAAAGAAAAAGAAAUACAAAGAUCCUGACAACCUGUGGAGGCGUCACACUCUCGACUUGGCGGCAUCAGCAUUAGCUGGUCUGGCCAGCACUGAAGAUUUCACUAAAGUCAGAUUGCGUAAAACUGCUGGGCCUGAAGAGAAGGAAAAGGAUGAGUACAGAGGAAUAAAACCUAUUAUGCUGAUCCACAUAAAAGGACGGCGUCAUCUUCAAGUACGUCUCGUUGAACCAAGUUUAAAGUCUUUAAAUUCUGGAGACUGUUUUGCUCUUGUGACAGAAAAGGAUCUGUUCUCCUGGAUUGGAAAGGAAUCCAAUCCGUAUGAAAGAGCCAAGGUGACAGAAAUUGUCUCCAAGAUUAAAACAAAGAAUGAAUUGAACUGUAAGGCGCGAGACAUUGUCACCAUUGAAGAAGGAGACAUGGACUUCAACGCUGCCUUGGACAAAUUUGCAAACAUUCUGAGUGGAGAUCCUGGAAGUAAUCCUGUUAAAGAUGCUCAAAAAAUGGCCAAAGAUGAAGAAUACGAGAAGGGUGUAGUUAAGGGCAACAUGGUUUAUAAAAUUCACUGGACAGAUCCUCCAACUCUGAUGCCAGUAGAGACUAUGUGUGGACGAAUUCCUCAGGUCUCCAUUUUUGACACUAAGGAGGUUUUCAUAUUUGACUUUGGUUCAGAACUGUACGUGUGGAAUGGACAACAGUCGUUAUCAGGUCAAAGAAAGUCGGCCUUCGCUCUGGCAAAACAACUAUAUGAAGAGCCUUUUAAACCGUAUGGAAAAAAUUAUGAUCCAAUCUACCCGUAUGGCAAACCCGAAAAUUGCACCGAAGUAGACAAUAAAGUUUCAACUGGCAGACCACCGUGGACGUUAUUUGCAAGGCUUCACGAAAAGGCUGAGACAAUCUUGUUUCGUGAGAAGUUCCUCGACUGGCCUGAUCCAACCAAGAUUAUUCGAAUGAAGGGACAUCCUAGUACGCUUGAACUAGCACCAACGCCUCCUCCUGUGGAACUGAAGCCCUGUGACCCCAAGAGCAUGCUGAAAAGUCCACCGCCAUUGCCAAGCCAGAUGUUUGAAGGGACGAAUGUUGGGCGUGGCAAUGGGAUUCCUACUGUGUGGGUGGGUGACGUUUACAAGGAGGGAAACCUUGUGACAACCGCCGGUCUAACAGUGUGGCAUAUUAACGAGUACAGACACUUUGAGGUACAGCCAGCACAACAUGGACAUUUCCACUCAGGGGAAGGCUACGUGAUCAGGUGGGCCUACUUUGUGCUCGCCGACAGAAUAGUCAAAGAUCGGAAGUCCCGUUGUCGUUCAACCGUUGCUGGGCGCGUCCGCUGCGCUUACUUUUUCUGGCAAGGAAAUGACUGUUCUGUGAAUGAGAAGGGUGCAGCUGCCAUCAUGGCUGUAGAACUUGAUGAAGAAAAAGGACCGCAGGUAAGAGUGGUGCAAGGAAAGGAAACUCCAGUAUUUCUAAAUCUCUUCAAAGGGGGAAUGAUUAUCCAUACUGGCAGCUUACCCAAGGGCUGGUAUGACACAGAGACGAAAAACAUGGUAGACGAGAACACAGCGAAAUUCACAGAUUCCUCUGAGACUCGUUUGUAUGUGAUUCGUAAUGAAGAACCUGGAGAGGCCUACCUGAAUCAAGUCAAAGCAAGUUCAUAUUCGCUGCGAUCAAGGACCAGUUUAGUUCUGGUGUCACGGCGUGAAGCUCACAUCUACUUGUGGCAUGGAUGUAAAUCCAGUGAAGAUUCCCGCGCCACAGCCAAAGCAGCUGCCAAGAAAGUCCAGGAAAGGAAGAGUGUUGAUUGCAAUAUGGCUGGGAUUACAGCCUUUUCUCUCAGUGAAAUCGAGGAAGGAAGCGAAACAGAAGAGUUUUGGAAAGUGAUUGGAGGAAAGAAGUACUACUGCAGUUUGGCGCAUGAUCCAUCCAAACACAACUACCAACCUCGACUUUUUGAACUAAGCAGUGCCACUGGAAAAUUCACAGCGAGUGAAGUUUUGUGUCCCUCACGAUCGGAACCAAAACUGUGCCCGUUUCCAUUCCUACAAGAAGACCUUUAUACGGCCAAACAACCAGGGUUGUUUAUCGUAGACGGUUACUAUGAAGUCUACGUUUGGGAGGGUUGGAUGCCUGAGGAUGACGAUGAUGUGCGAACAGGCUCCGGAAGACAGCGCUGGGACAGAGACAGAAAACUCGCUAUGGAAACGGCGCUUAGUUAUGCUAAAGAGGCUGGAAAGCGCGUCUCUCACCGUGUGUACGUGGUGUAUGCCGGCAUGGAACCGAUGACGUUUAAAGUUCUUUUUCCUUACUGGAAUGAUACACCAGAUGUCAUCAAAAUACAGAAACUGGACGGAAAGCAACCUAAUACAAAACACUCUGCCAGCGACUUACUACAACAGUUUACAAAGGAUUUUUACACACUGGCUGAACUUCAGAAGAUACCACCACCCCAAGGAGUCGAUCCAGCGAAACUUGAAGUUUACUUAAGCGAUAAUGACUUUAAGGAGAUUUUUAAGAUGGAGAAAGAGGCAUUCAGUAAGCUCCCAGGCUGGAAACAAAUCAAUCUAAAGAAAGCUGUUGGUCUGUUCUAGAGCAAAAAAAAACCUCGAAACUACAUGGUGGUAACUCAGACUAUUUAUAUCCUUGUCGACAGGUGCGAGAAGAAGGAAACAGUGGUUAUUACUUAUAAGAUCUAAUGCGCUAGAUUGCCUCUGUCAACCUUUUAUCUCCCAGAGUUGAUUGACGUGUCACCUCUCCUUGUGAUUCCACCGUGUUAUUUUGCAAACAUGUUAUGAGAGCAUACAAGCUAGUCAACUGGGGGGUUAAGUCUUGAUACAACACGAAAUUCUCCCGUUUAUUUUACAAGGAAAUAUUUGGCAGUCUGUUGGGAGAAUUGCAAAUAUGAUUCUGGGAGUUAAAAGGUCAGGGAUACCUAACUUUGAGAUAUAGUGUGCCGGUAAGGAAUGAUAAUAAGAUUAUUUUCUUACGCGUAUUCCCGUAGCAUUUAGUGUGCUGGGUGACACGAGGCAAGUUUAAAGGCAGAUAGCUUUAUGUGUAACCUAAAAUGCUAAAAGAUGUAUGUUUUUUGUAAUGAUGAAUUACCUUGUUAAGAUAAAGCUAUUGAUAUAAUUUUUGAUGUAAUUUUCUUGGCGCAGCAUCAGUAGGCUUAAAAAUGAAAUGUGAUUUUUAUUUAGUUCAAAUUUUAGAUGGUAAUAUGAUAACUUAGGCGUUAGAAUGUGUUUCACGUCAGUUUGGUUUCAAUCAAAUUGGCUCACCUUGAAUUGAAAAGAGUUAUUUCAAUUUGAAUUUCAAGAAAUUGUUUUGAGUCAAAUAUUUUUAUAGUCGAGAAUUAGAUUGCAAGUAAUUUGCGGUACUUGAUAAUAUUGAUUUUAGAGGAAAUAUAUUUUUGAAAUUACGCAGUUGAUUUUAGAGAAGUGUUCUUCGGAAAAGGUUUUAAAAUUCACAGCCAUUAUUCUUUUUCAGACGGAAAAUCUCGACAAUGUUUUCUUUAUACGUUCGUUUCUUCAUAUUUAUUUCUUCGCAUAAUUUAUUUCUGUAUCUCAAAGAUUUCGUUAGAAUUCUGCUGGGCGGAUGUAAUAGAUUUUGCAUUAAUUGUUAUCAUAUGUAAAGAUUAUGUUUGUUGCAUAUUUUUCAUUUCAAAAAAUACCAUGACUAAACUUGAGUGUUAAAUACAACGAUUACAGUUCCUUUCGGCUAAUGAUUUCGUCAGAUGACCUGGGAUAAGUUGGAGCGCUUUUCGAUUGAGUGUCUUGAAACGGAAACCAAAAUAAUUACACUGGCCAAUCAGGAGAGGAAAAUACCUUGAAGAACCAAUGAGAACUCAAAGUAAAACCGAGAAAACUGUCUAAAGCGCGGGAAAACGCGGGCGACCAAAUUUUGAUUGGUGUUUGUUUUGCAUCGGAUUGGUUGAGAGGGUGGCACGAUAUUUUUUUGACCAAUCACAGAGCAAAUUAGAACAAGACCAAAGCAAUCCUGGAUUUGUUUUGACACGUACUAUUGAAUCGAAGAUUGCGCUAUUCGUAAACAUCGGAAGAAGUCAGAGCUGGUAAUAUUUCUUAGGCAAUGGACAUAUCUCGACCCAGGCAACGAGCAAUUUUUUUUCCCAUAUUCCUUUUCAUGUCGAAAGCACUGAUUGCCAGGGUCGAAUGAAGUUGGAAUCAUUUUGAGUUUCCUGCAAUAUGAUUGGCUAAGUUUCUUAAGAGCAGUUUUCAAUCGACUGUCGUAAAACCAUAACCAGAAUAAUCACAACAGCCACAGCCAAUCAUAACAAAGGUUUUGUGUCAUCGUCAGCCAUUUAGGACUCAAAGUAAAAACUGAAAAGCUACCAAAAGCGCGGGAAAACGACUAAGACACGUAGUGUUUCCUACAAUUCUUGAUGUUUUAAUGGUUAUAGCAAAUUAUUGUUAAUCUCAGAUUAUUCAGUAAGCUUAAUGUAUUAUAAGAAUUGAGCUAAAUUGUUUUCGUCAAAUUGAGCAGGAGAAGGUUGUAUAUACAGAGAAAAUUAUGAAAGCUGAAAUGAGAUUAAAUUUAUGUUCUAUGUUAAUCCUGAUGUGAUGUACAUAGUAAUAAGAAG
Pocillopora verrucosa is the source of this 9780-nucleotide messenger RNA. RefSeq names its product supervillin. Gene Ontology annotation, biological process: cytoskeleton organization; actin polymerization or depolymerization; barbed-end actin filament capping. The record is from RefSeq and is a predicted model, not a curated record. Lineage: Eukaryota; Metazoa; Cnidaria; Anthozoa; Scleractinia; Pocilloporidae. Gene Ontology annotation, molecular function: actin filament binding; phosphatidylinositol-4,5-bisphosphate binding. Gene Ontology annotation, cellular component: actin cytoskeleton; cytoplasm.